Molecule: messenger RNA, 3644 nt
Organism: Rhagoletis zephyria (snowberry fruit fly)
Lineage: Eukaryota; Metazoa; Arthropoda; Insecta; Diptera; Tephritidae
Gene: ltl
Product: leucine-rich repeat-containing larval translucida
Molecular function (GO): protein binding
Source: RefSeq, a predicted model, not a curated record
UUUAAUUUGUGUUAGUGGUUUUAAACAAACAAACAAACAAACAAAAAAUACAAAUACAUCUGAUUAAAUAUUCCACGCCUAAGUGACGAAAGUGUGGCAAAGGCAAUUGAAAUCGUCUUGAACUUUAUCCUUCGUUGAAGCGCACACGCAGCGAAAACACGCAGCCGCAAAAUGGCAUCCUUUGUCUAUGCUGUUUGGAGUAUAACCAAUGUCGCUUCGGUGCAUUGUGCCGUGCGUCCCGAGCUGUCGCCCUGUACCUGUGAACCCAUCUAUGCUGACAACUAUGUGGAGCUGUCGUGCGAGAAGGUGGACUCGUUCCAUCAGAUCGUCGAUGCUUUGUCGAAUAAAUUUGAUCCGGACGUGAAUAUAAGCUUGAAAAUAUCACAUUCACAGUUAGAGGACUUGGAAAUGCGUUCGUUUAUGGAUAUGAAAUUGAAAUUGGUGAAACUACGAAUGCAAUGGAAUUCUUUGAGAUCGGUGCCUGAAUUACCUUUUCGAGGGUUAUCAAAUGUGGAGUAUCUCAGUGUUGGCGACAAUGAACUCGAAGAAAUCCCAAAGCACAUGUUGAAUCAUAUGCCAAUUGUGAAAACAUUCGAUAUGGGACGUUGUCGCAUACGUUCCGUGCUGCAGGAUGAUCUCAAAGGCAUACAAAUGGUUGUGAAUCUCUUCUUGCCCAGCAAUAAUAUAAAACGUUUGGAUAAGGGCGCAUUUCCGACCAGUUUAUUCACCUUGCAUUUGGGACGCAAUCAAAUCGAAAAUCUCAAUGGCACACUUCGACAUCUGGACAAAUUGGAAUCGUUAUUCAUUAAUAUGAAUAGAAUCAGCAGUUUGGAUAAUGAGCUACCCGAAUCGAAUCGCUUGAAAUUGAUUAUGGCACAAAAUAAUCGCUUAGAUCGCCUGCCGGAGAGCAUGCGCUACAUGCACAAGCUGGAGAAUUUGCAUGUGCAACACAAUUGCAUACGCACCUUCGAUGCUAUUUUCAAGCAUGCGAGGAACUUGAAUGAAUUUCAUGCCUUCAACAAUGAGAUCGAGUAUCUGCGUCAGGAUGAUUUUCUGGAAUGUGAAAUGCUGGAGGAUAUCGACUUUUCGGUUAAUCAUAUCAAGUCUUUGAAUAGUUCCCUUUUGCCGCUGAGUCGUUUGUAUCGUGCCAAUAUUUCAUAUAAUGAAAUCGAAGAAUUCUCAAUGAACGAGAUUCGUGGUUUGGUGAUGCUGCGUCAUUUAAUGUUGAAUAAUAAUAAAAUCAAACGUCUCACCGGUCAUCAGGAGAACAAUAUCGAUCAGAACUCAUACUUGUUCGAGCUUAAUUUGGAUCACAACGAACUGAAAACCUUGGAUGGUGCUUUGAUGGGCUUGAAUAGUUUACGUAUAUUGAGUUUGUCCUUCAAUCAACUGGAGCGCAUUCUACCGGAAGAUUUUAUCGGUUUGGCGAAGUUGGAAAUUUUAGAUUUGUCGCACAAUCAACUAUUGACACUGAAGGAAAUGGAGAGGACAUUCCUUCCAAAUCUGAAAAUUUUAAAGGCAGCCUACAAUAAUAUUACAAGAUUGGAAAAGGAUUUCCAUGGCUUACCCGUACUGUGUCAAGCCAAUCUUACGAGCAACCAAAUAUCAUCGAUUUCUUCCGAAUUAGUUUCGCAAACGAGGUGCAUGAAUCACAAUGUUCCUGGCAAAUUGGAAUUGUAUUUAGAUGACAAUCCAAUACUCUGUGACAAUCGCCUCAACGAACUAUGCCCCAUUAUGCUGAAGCAAGAGACGCGCAUACGUGGCAAAUCACAGUGUUUCGAGAGUGAUCAAGAGGUUUGCACCGUUUUGCCAAUGUUGUUUGUCAAUAACUAUCCAUUGAUUAUACCCACGCAAUUGAGCCAACAAGUACUGGCCAAUGCGAAACCCGUCGUCAUAGUACCGCUACUCAAUCAGCCAUUGAAUAAUGCAGAUGACGUGUUGCCACCUUUGAUUGCGCCGCUAGGUAAACCGAUUUUAAAGCCAAUCAUAAUUGCGCCAUUAUCAGCAAUCACUCCAACCACAAGUUCCACUACGACGACCACCACAACAACUACUACACCCGAACCUAUAACCAAUGAAAAGGACGAAACUUUGGAAGCACCGACGAAGCCAACAGCGCCCAUUUUGGAAACUAAUGAAACAGGCGAUGCUGAGCAUAUUCAUGUAGCGGGUAAACCAAACAUGGCUGAAGGAUAUGCAGUGACAACAACCACCAUAACUUCCGCACCGAACACAGCCAAAGAGUCGCCGAAUAUGAUUGAUUUGAAUAAUAAUACAAUGGAAACAACAUUUGAUGGCAAAAUUGAUGCAGCAGUUGGCGAAAAGGUGCCCACAGCAGAUGCCGAUAUUUUCAAGGAGACAGAAGAGCAACCACUACAACCGCCGCAGGUUCUUUCUGAGUUAACUAAAAUUGUGGCUCCUCCAGUUGCGCUAGUGCCAUCAUCGGCUGUUGCUGUCGAAGAGGUUGCUGAAUUAGCUAUACCGAAGACAGUAUCAAUGGCGCCACCAACUGAGUACGCCACUGUCGAAUAUAUUCCAAAUUUGGAUGAAUUCCUACCGGGAAAUCGUCAGCCGCCGAACGUGCUCGAAGAAGAUUCGAAUUCGAAUUCGGUGCAUGAAGAAUUUCCGUCGGUCGUUUUGGCCGAUCUCGAUAAUGCACCGCAAAGUCUACUAACACCAGAUGAGCCACCCGAAAAUCCUUAAAUUUGUAAGAAGCACAAAAACAAAACAAACAAAAAAACACAAACACAUCUACAUUAUUAAAAUUUAAGUUUUCCCCCCUUUUGUGCUGUCGUCUACUCCCACUUCAGGUUAAUUAUAAAUUAAUUUAAUGCUGAUUAUCGUAUUUAGUUUUAGUAGUUAUAGUUGAAAGUUAAAUAUAAUUACAGUUUGUUUCAAUUUGCAUACGCACAUCUAAAAUCAUGUAUCACACACACACACACACACACCCACACACCCGCGCGCACACACAUACAACUUAAAUAAGGCCACACGCACUCUCAGUUCUACAUACAUACUCGUAUACACACACACACACACACACACAGCCACAUAAAUAAGCACAUAUCCAACAAUCCCAACCAUAUUUAAUGUUAAAAUAUUUCAAAUUUUAAGUUAUUAUUUUAUUCUUUUAAUUUUUAACUUUAAGUUACUGUUUCUCUUGCUGUAGAAUUUAAAUGUGAAAAAAAAUAAAUAAAAACCAAGUGAAGAUAUUCCACGAGCAAUUAACGAAUCAAAGCGAAAUAUAUUGUAAAUGUUGAUUUAUUGUGACUAAAAAUUAAAUAAGUUUAUAUUUUGUGAUUAUGCCAAAAUUUUUACUCACUCACAUAUUGUAUGUAUUUAGUGAGUUUUUAUGUAUGUAUAUCUAAUGUAUGUAUAUGAAAGAUUCGACUUUCGCUAAUUUAUUGAUCAGCAAUAAAAGUGUGAAGUCAACCAUUGUUUGAUUACAAAUUUUGGUCAUUGUAAUACAUAUUCGUUUGAGAUAGUUGCAACAUCCUUUAAUUAAUAACUAAUUAAUCGCUUGAUGACAAUAAUAUUUAGAAAGAAUAGUUAAAAUUAGUAAUUUUGAUUGCCGAAAUCAGCUAUACAUUGCAAGCACAAGUAUUGUAUAUGUGUGUUUUUAAAAAUAAAUUCGAAAAAUAAAA